UUUUUACAGUCUACUUGGUCUUGUUUUAAAAUUCAACCUUUUUGGACAAAUUUAAGAGUUUUACUGGAACAAAUUAUUGGAAUACAACUUCCACAUAAUCCAACAUUAUUUUUACUAGGCGAUAUUGAAGGGAUAAAAUCGAAAUCCAAAUUGAAUAAACAUCAGAAAGAAUUCAUAAAAAUUGCAUUGGCAGUAGCCAAAAAGGCUAUUGUAGUUACUUGGAAAUCGGAUUCAUACUUAAGUAUAGAUCUUUGGAAGAAUGAAAUUUUCAGCUGCAUUCCACUUGAAAAAAUUACUUCUAAUUUAAGAGAUAAAUAUGAAAUAUUUCUGAAAAUUUGGCGCCCUUAUUUACAAAAGAUAGGAUUAAAUAUAUAGGUGCUCCGAAGAUAAAAUUAUUGGUUAUCUGGGGAAAGAAUUAAAUAUACGGUACCUAUUAAAGCUAUUAUGAACUCCAUGGACCAUGUGGGGAUCUUCCCACAUCCAGGCAUUCUUUCUUUCUGUCUUUCUUUUUUCUUCUCUUUUUUUUCUAUAGGGAUAUGUUUGGGGGGAGGGUUUGACAUUUUUUUUUCUUUCUGUAACCUAUUUGAAAAUUCAAUAAAAAAAUUUUUUAAAAAACUACUGCCUACCACCCACAGUCGAACGGACUAGUGGAACGCUUCCACCGUCACGUGAAGUCGGCUCUCAUGGCCCGCCUGAGAGGACCUAACAAUAGACAAUAGACAAUAGGACCAUUCGGCCCCUCAAGUCUGCACCGCCAUUCUGAGAUCAUGGCUGAUCAUUCACUAUCAAUACCCAGUCCCUGCCUUGUCCCCAUAUCCCUUGAUUCCCCUAUCCAUCAGAUAUCUAUCCAGCUCCUUCUUGAAAGCAUCCAGAGAAUUGGCCUCCACUGUCUUUCGAGGCAGUGCAUUCCACACCUCCACAACUCUCUGGGAGAAGAAGCUCUUCCUCAACUCUGUUUUAAAUAACUGACCUCUUAUUCUCAAUCCAUGCCCUCUGGUACUGGACUCUCCCAACAUCUGGAACAUAUUUCCUGCCUCAAACCUAUCAAAUCCUUUAAUUAUCUUAAAUGUUUCAAUCAGAUCCCCUCUCAAUCUCCUCAAUUCCAGCGUGUACAAGCCCAAUCUCUCCAAUCUCUCUGCGUAAGACAGCCCUGCCAUCCCAGGAAUCAACCUAGUGAAUCUACGCUGCACUUCCUCAAUUGCCAGAAUGUCCUUCCUUAAACCUGGAGACCAAAACUGUACACAAUAUUCCAGGUGUGGUCUCACCAAGGCCCUGUACAAAUGCAAAAGGACAUCCUUGCUCUUGUAUUCAAUUCCCCUUGUAACAAAGGCCAACAUUCCAUUUGCCCUCUUCACUGCCUGUUGCACUUGCUCAUUCACCUUCAUUGACUGGUGAACUAGGACUCCUAGGUCUCUUUGCAUUUCUCCCUUACCUAACUCGACACCGUUCAGACAAUACUCUGCCCUCUUGUUCCUGCUUCCAAAGUGGAUAACUUCACAUUUAUUCACAUUGAAUGACAUCUGCCAAGUAUCUGCCCACUCACUCAGCUGUGUGUGUGGACGAGCUUCUCUUGGUCCUGCUUGGAAUUCGCACAGCGCCCAAAGAGGAUCUGCACGCCUUGUUGGCCGAGUUGGUGUACGGCGCGCCCCUGGCCGUCCCAGGAGAGUUCAUACCAGCCCCAAGGGGGUAAGAGGAAGAACCCGCAGCAGUCCUGGACAGGCUACGCGAGGCUCGGCAACCUGGCCCCUGUACCAACUUCACAGCAUGGACGGACCCCGACCCAUGUACCCAAAGACCUGCAGAACUGCCUGGAGGAAACGUUGGUUUGUGCUGCGUAGUGGGCGAUUGAGUGGCAAUCCCGAUGUCCUUGAAUACUACAAAAACCAUCACUCCAAGAAACCACUGCGCAUGAUAAAUCUCACCGAAUGCAAUAAUAUUGAAGCUGGGCUGAAGCUUAGUAAAAAAGAAUUCCAGAACAAUUACAUUUUUGAAGUGAAGACUCCAGCUCGGACAUUCUACUUGGUAGCUAAAACUGAGGAUGAAAUGAAUAAAUGGGUGCAGCACAUCAGACAGAUCUGCGGGUUUAGCUCAGGCGAUGAUGGAUCAGAUUCCCUUGGCAGUUCUUCUCCAACUACCUCCUCAUCACUCCAACCAUCUCCUGCUGUUUCAACUCAUACACAGCAAUCGGCGAGUAGAGACCAGUUUCCUUCAUCUCAAGAUUCUGGUACUGAAGCUGGCUCUCGGAGAAGUGAAUCGGACUCUACACUGUCUGCUUCCAUGCCUCUGGAUUAUCUUAUUUUAUCCCAAUGCGAGACCAAAUCAAUAGAUACUGCCAGAAGCAACAGUUGUUCUCCAUGUGAUAAAUCGUUUGAUCAUUCCUUUGAGUUGCCGGGAUUAGAAGAUGUUCAAGAGAAUCUACAGCCCAAGAGCAGCACCCCAACACAGUUGUGUUGCAAUGUACCAAUGUACAAAAACUUGCAGGAUUCGCAGAUGGUCAUCCUUCCCAACCAAGAUCACAGUGGACCUUCAUCUGCUUCUUCAUCUCCAUUGUCCGUUUAUUCAUUCUCACAUAUCUUUAACUUUGACAAAAACCACAAUACAUUACCCUUUGGGGUAACAGGGAUUCAUCUUUUAUCAAACACCCCACCUCCACGGCCACCAAAGCCAAACCAACUUACUGACCGUGAAAAGACACACAAGGUGGUUGAGAAUGGAGAUGGUGCCUAUGCUGUGAACCCAGCUCCAGUACCCAAGAGAAUCCCUCUUUCAAGUCUGGAGAAAACAAGAUAUUGGAGAGAUGCUGAAGAGUGCAGUCUCUUUCCUUUUACUGAUUACCAAGGGAAUUGCAUAACAAUUGCAGAGGAAGCAUUUAACGGAAAUCUAAAACUCUCUGGGCAGCAUUGCAGUACCAUGGACAGCACUGAUGACAGCUAUGUUCCAAUGAAUCCAGGGUCUUCUCCAAUAAUGCCUGCAGCUGAUUGCACAUCAGAUGGUUACAUUCCUAUGAGUCCCGCUAGUAGUAAUUUGGUCUUCCAAUCAGUCACCGUAGACAAUUUGCCAUUAUCUACAAUUCCUACAGACAUAGAACCUCCUCCAGUUAACAGGAACCUCAAGCCUAGAAGCAGAAAGAUCAAGCCACCACCUUUAGAUCUGACAAGCUUGUCGACAAUCAGGGGACACUGGAACUAUCCUGGUGUCAACAGGACACGGAGUAUGCCAUUCAGAUGGAGUACAGCUAACUGUAUCACACCUGAAAUCCAGAGUUGUUCAUUCAGAAGUUUCUACAGCACAUUUGAUGGGGAGAGUGAAGAAAAUUACACUGCAAUGGAACGUUCAAGCUCUGUAUAUAAUGGCAAUGGCAACACUCAGUGGCCGCGAACAUUAAACCUUGAUUAUCUAGCCUUAGAUUUCAAUGCAACAUCUCCAUCUCCUGUUCAAAAGAAACCAUUCCUUUCAUCCAUGCUGGAAGAGCGGGUGGAUUAUGUCCAAGUAGACGAACAGAAGACCCAGGCUUUGCAGAACACUAAACAAGAAUGGACUGACGUACGCCAAUCAUGUAAUAUUACAAAACCGUCAAAGUGAUGAAUUUUUACCACAACUAUAAACAUUACCAGCUCCGAAAUAAGAUGGAAACUAGACCAAUAUGGUUCUAGUAAUAUCAGACUGCAGGAAUAAAUCGAUGUUUUUUUUUAUUAGGAAUUGAAAGUAGAAUGACAACAGGCAGCUUGUUCAAUGUUGAUUCAAUUGCAAAUACAAAAUCAUGAAUCAUAUUUUUAACAGUGUUGCUACGGCAUUGGUAUAUUUUGAUCAAUUUUUCAAUUUAUGUUUUCCCAGCAAUGUUUUAGAUCAGGUACUGUAUCAAAUACAGUUGAGAAGACUGCCAAAUAUUUUUUUUUACUGAAAACACAUUAUGAACAGUAAAGCCCAUAGUGCGGGACACUAUCAGGGUUUAAACAAAGAGUAAGUGAAAAGAACAACAGUAAGAUUCAGAAGAGUGGUUGGAUGAUACUCUACUUGAACUUUAGAAUAUCAUAAACACAAGAUGCAGGAUUUUGGGAGCUUGCUGGCUGUAUGGGGAAUAAAAAUGGUAAGGAGUAGUACAAUUUUGAACUAACAGUAGAGUUCCAACUUCAGUGGACUGGGAAUGUGGGAGAGCCAAAACAAGUGCAGGAUAAUGUUCUGGCACUGCCAGUGGAGCACUGUGUAAAAGCAUUAACUGUGGUCUGAAUGUUAGAAAUCUUGUCAGCAAGAUCUAACAGAAGCAGACAUCAAUUCUUCUAGUAUUCAGAAUGGUAGGAGAAUGUUUUCAUACACAAAAGCAUUACUUAAUCAAUUACAAGAUGCCUUAGCCUUGACUAAGUGAGUCUGAUGUGACAAUCAAUACUUUGAAGGGUAACUUUUACCAUUCUGGUCACCAAAGACAAUGUACUACUUUAGCUUGAAAAAACUAUAGAUACUGGAAAUCUGAAAUUAAAACAGAAAUGUUAAAACUAUUUAGAAAGCUGGACAACAUCUGAGGAGGGUGAAACACAGCUAAUUUCUCAUUGAAUGAAAGUUUGUUAACCUCGAACAUUAACUCUGCUUCUCUCUCCAAAGAUUGUGCCUGAUACUGGGUUUUUCAGAAUCUGUUGUUUUUAUACCAGUUUAGUCUCUUGGUUGGUCAAAAAACAGUUAUGUACUUGUUUUACAUGUUUUGACUUUGGUUUGUAUCCAAACAAUAGGCAAAGGGAAACCAUUAUGAACUAAAAUUGCAAAGGAUUUUGGAAAAUUGUGGUGAAGCUGCUGAGCAGUUCUAGUCCCAAUGAGAUAGUACCAAACCUUCAUAAUGUUCUAAUCAAUACCAAUUCUUGCUUCAUUCCAAGAUGACUAUUUUCCUGGAAUUAUUAAUAUAUUUAUUGCACUGGUUUAUCAGGUAAAUACAUUGUCAAAUGGGGCAGUAGAAUUUCCUCUUGGUCAAUAAAGAACAUAGAAAAUAGAUUAAUAACUUACUCAGGAAUAGAGACAACAUUGUGGAUAAAGUAAAUGUAAGAAAUAUACUAUGAAAAUGCAUGGUAGGUCCCCAGCCAUUAAGAGAAAUAUGAAUAGAUUUGGAUUAGAACCCUCAGAAAGACCAAGGCGACUACGAACAAAAUAUCAGCAUCCCUACAUUUUCUAUCACAGUAGAGGUUGAUUACAAUUCUUCAGCAAAAGUAUUAGUAAAGAGAUCAAGAGAUCUUUGAUACCCUCUCUCCCUUUUAAUCAAUUAUUUUUCUUGCCUUAGUUUGCUGUGAUAACAUAGCCUUCCUUAGCAAAAUAAUAAUCUGAGGAUUACCAUGGUCUGUUUUCCUCUUCAGCUAUUUACAUAAAACCUUUCUUCCAAAUGCAAAUUAAAGUGUUGUGAUGGAGCAAGCAUGACAGCACAACUCCCAAAAGUGAACUCUGUUAAUCCAAUGGCACCUUCAAACUGAUUUGAUAAUUUCCCUAGUCACUAUUGUUCCAUUAUUCAGCUCGAGGUCUUUCUUAUUAAGCUUUCACAUUGUGCACUUAAGAAAAGAUUGCAGAUAAUAGCUAAAUUUAAUAUUUUAUCUACUGCAGCACUGAUUUAAAUGAAGGUACACUUCUAAAUAGAUCACCUAAGCCAUUCUUCAUGUGCUAGGCAGGAAGUGUGGGCAUUUAAGCUAAAGAACGCGUGAUCCCUAUUCUUUGUUUACCUGAAGUUUUAAUGCUGAUACUACUUGCAGUGGAGAGUGAUUGGGUUGACAAGAGCUUAUCUGAGCUUUCUCAUUCACACUGAUUAUUAUUAUUAUCAUAAUGCUGUCCGAAAUAUCUCGUUUAACACAAAAGAUGAAUACAAUUAAAGACCUAUUAGUUUUGAAGAUUCUGCGCUACACUGGAAUGGUGAUUUUCCAUGUCAGGUGGCUGAGGAUGGCUAAUCGAUUGUCUCAGUUUUGAUAUUUUGUUAGAUAAUAUUAUGAUCACCUCAAUGCAUCACAGUCCGGAACUUUUUAUAUAACAAUUUCAUACUCUUUGAUUCAAAUGUAUCUCUUGUGAUAUCUGUAAUUUCUCCAAAUAUUUCCCGUAGAGCAUCAUAGGGAGGAGGUAAUUGAAUCACAUGAAUUGAACCAGCAAGGGAACUGGACUUAAUAAAAAAUAACUCAAUGGACCUGGCUAUAAAUUGUGCUUAGAUUUAAACUGAAAUUGAAUUGACUUUAUUUCUUACAUUCUUCACAUACAUGAGGAGUAAAAAUCUUUACGUCCCCAUCUAAAUGUGCAAUAUGCAAUCAUAGUAAUUUAUAAUAAUUUAUAAUAAAUAGAACAGUCAAUGUAAUAUAGAAUACACUCAAAUCAGCAUGAGUUAAUCAGUCUGAUGACCUGGUGGCUGGAAGCUGUCCCAGAACCUGUUGGUCUUGGCAUUUAUGCUGAGAUACCGCUUCCCAGAUGGUAGCAGCUGGAAUAGAUUGUGGUUGGGAUGGCUUGGGUUCCCCAAUGAUCUUAUGGGCUCUUUUUACACACCUGUUUUUGCAAACGUCCUGAAUCAUGGGAAGUUCACAACUACAGAUGUGCUGGGCUGUCUGCACCACUCUCUGCAGAGUCCUGCGAUUAAAGGAGGUACAGUUCUCAUACCAGGCAGUGAUACAGCCAGUCAGGAUGCUCUCAAUUGUGCCCCUGUAGAAAGUUCUUAGGAUUUGGGGGCCCAUACCAAACUUCCUCAACCAUCUGAAGUGAAAGAGGUGCCGUUGUGCCUUUUUCACCACACAGCUGGUGUGUACAGGCCAGACGAAGUCCUCAGUGAUGUGGCUGCCGAGGAACUUGAAGCUGUUUAUCCUCCCAACCUUAGAUCCAUUGAUGUCAAUAGGGGUUAGCCUGUCUCCAUUCCUCCUGUAAUCCACAACCAGCUCCUUUGUUUUUGCAACGUUGAGGGAGAGGAUGUUUUCUUGACACUGUGGCAGAGAGAUGACUUAUUCCCUGUAGGCCACCUCAUUAUUAUCUGAGAUAAGGCCAAUCAAUGUAGUGUCAUCGGCAAAUUUAAUUAGCAGAUUAGAGCUGUGGGUGGUGAUACAAUCAUAGGUACAUAGGGAGUAAAGGAGAGGACUCAGUACACAGCCCUGAGGGGCUCCUGUGUUGAGAGUCAGAGGGUUGGAGGUGAGGGAGCCCAAUCUUGCAACUUGCUGGCGCUCUGACAGAAAGUCCAGAAUCCAGCUGCACAAGGCUGUAUUGACUUCAGAAGCCAUUUUUGUCAAUUUAUCUUCUGUCAAAUGUCACAACACAAGCCUACUCUAUAAAACUCCUAGCAUGUGGUAUUUUACACUAAUUUAUUUUUCAUGCUGUGUUGUGGACUUGCCCAUUGCUAACUUCAUUGCCAAGUCUCAUUCUCUAAUCCAUGAGAAUUUGGAAGAGGUUUGACCAGUAAGUGAAUUGUGUGUGCUCAGAAGAUAUCUGCUGUCAAUUUCAAAAUCAAAGUGAAACUUUCUCUUCCACCCUGGCAACUAAGAAAGAGAAUGUAAACUGAAUAACACAUAUCACAUUUUAUUACUCUUUGCAACAACUAACAAAGUUCUUUAAAACAAAACAAAAACAACAGCAUGUUUUUAUUCUUUUAAUAAGAUCCCCAAUUCUAAGUAAUUAACAAUUCAUGCCAAUAUUUUCUUUUCAUUUCAAACAAAAAUAAAUAGCACAUGAUCAAACUGAUAAACAAAAAUAAAGCCAAUUCUGCUGAUUUUUCAAUAAAUGUAUUUCUAAUUAAAUGGCCAUUUCAGCAAUGGAUAAGAUUUCUCCAAUCCUUAAGGUGAAAUUGUACAUUCAGAAAGACAUUAGUCCAUGAUUGUUGCAGUGUCUUGUAGGCUAAGACUCUUCCUAUAGCACAUAGAUUUUCUGAACUGAAAAAGAUUUCUUUCCCACUUUGAUCUUGAUUGUAAGUACAUUUUAAAUUAGUAUCUCAUUAUAAAACCAGUAGAAAAACCAAGUGUGCUUGUAUAUGACAGGAGGUGCGAACACACAAUCCCCUCGUCCCUUUACAUCCAAAGAAUUCAACAAAUUGCAUUCAGCUGUGGUUUUUGUCUAUUGUAAACAUUUUACCUUUCACCUUACCUCUGAAUGUUGCUAAAAUUCAGAUUGGAAAACAGACGAACUGUUGCUUUUGGUGCUAUAUUCUGCAGUACUCUAAUUGGCUAUAUGUAGAUACUAAUGCAAACAUUUUAAAUUGGAGCUAAGUGAGGUUUUAUGGCCCCUUAAGUUUGGAUUGCCAUUCAGCUAGAUCACUUUACAUCAAAUCUAUUUUUGCACCCAACUCCACAUCACCUUAGUUUCCUGAGUUUCAAAAAUCUAUUGCUCUCCAUUUUGUCUAUUUACUGAUGGUUAGCCAUCCAAAGAUUCACACAGAUUAAGUGAAGAGAUCCCUGUCGAACUCAGUUACAUAGACCUUACCCCUGGUUCAGAGAUUAUGCCACCUUGUUCUAGAUUCUCUCACUAAGGGAAACCUCCACCCAAAGCAAUCUGCUUCAGAAUCUGAAAGUGAAGCUAAUAAUAUAAAAUCAUUUUGAUUGCCCAUGAGUGAUAUAAAAUCAUAGCUUUCAAUCAUGUACCAGCAAAAUAAAGAUGACAGUCAAAAAUUCUCAUUAUUUGUUCCAGUCUUAUCAACAUUUCUUCCUAUCCUAUCUUUGGGGCAACAGAACUAAUGAACUUGGAGCAAUUAGCUAAAUAUGAAUGACUCACAGGUGACUUGUGAUCCAAUUAAAUGGCAAAAUGAGUUGAAGAAUUCAGUGGUCUUGACCUGUUUCUAAAUCUGAAUAUUAAUCCGACCCACCUUUCAGUAAAGAGAUAUGGCGCAUGCUGGUAAAUUCACGUGAGUCAACUUCUUGAUGUAGGAAUUGAUCAAUGCAAAAGGCAUUUCCAUAAACAACAAAAAUUUCAUGUAAUACUGGAUAUGAGCUUAACAUAUGUUCACAGGCAUGGAUGAAAAUCUUUGUCCAUUGGCCACAAAGAGCUUUACUUGAGAGGAGUUGCUGAUUUUAAGGAGGAGUGAAGUAGGUUGUGAUUCAAAAGGGAUAUAAUUUCUUACCAGAUAUGCUAUGUUAAAAUGACCCCAUUCAGUUUUAGUGAAUGAUGCAACCCAAAGCAUUAAAGAAUCUGUUUCUUCUCCUUUUUCAGAAGAUGGCAGACCUACUCUACAUUUCCAUCAGCUUUUAUAUAUAUUAAGGGUGUGGCCAAACUAGAGCUGGAGAGAAGGGAAGGGAUGGUCUUCAAUUUUAAUUUAGUCAAUCUUAGUCAGCCUGACAGUUAGAACCAUAGUUUUCAGAACAGAGCAGCAAAAAUACUUGAGAAAUUGUGUAGUGGCAUGAAUUCCAGCUUCACGGGGACAGGGAAUUAUGACAUAAAUGACAAUAAGUGGUGACUGCAACUGUGAAAGAGUGGUGUAAAAUGUUACCAAGCAUUCCCAAAUGUUUUAAAAUCAACUCGCUAAAUCAACCAAAAUGCAAAUAUAAUGCUGGACUGUGGUCAGCCAUAGAAAAAGUUAUAUUAUUUGUGCUAUUCUGAAAGAAUGCUGUUAAAAUUGGUUUUAGUGACUUUGCGCAUUCCAAUUCAUUUUCUGACUUUUUCAUGACUGGAUUGUCACAUAAGCAAAGGAAAGUCACAUUGUUUACAAAAUGACUGAUUUUAAUCAAGAACAACAGAAGAUUUCCUUGGUAUAAAAUAUGUAUAAAAUUUGUACAGUAUAUAUAUCUUGUUUUGUUUACCUUGAAAAUAAUAAGAUCAAAUGUUAUGCAAAAAGAAUGAGGAAAACCAUUUGACUUUUCAUUGCUCACCUACUUAAAUGGGCCAAUUGCAUCUCAAUACAGCAUCCAAUAUCUAACAGGAUUAAAAAGUUUUCAACUCCAAACGCCAAUUUAAAACCUCAUUCCAUAUGCUAAUCACAACUGGGAUAGAACUUUUUGAUAUCAGUCCAAACUCUGCCACGCUGAACUGGCGCCAUGUAUUACUUCCAAAGAAAGCACUUUGCAAUCAACUUUUCAAAUCCAUUUAUUUAUAUUUCACUAUAAAUGCUUUACUUAAUUGGACAUAUGACUACACCUGGUUUGCAAUAGUAAAACAAAUAUUUGCUGUUUUACACCUUUCUAUCAUGUUCAAUAAAGAAAGUUCUACUUUUUGCCAGAAUGGUGAGCAACAAUUUAGUAAUUUUUCAGGUCUGAAACAUUACUCCAUUAUCAGAAGUCUACUUGACCAAUUAUGAAACUUAUGGAACAUUUCAGAAUAAAAUGGAUCUGAUAGAAAUCACAGUUUAGAAGAGACAUUGUAUUGGGACAACUGCAGUAGAGUAUCAUCCUUUAUCCUUUGGUUAUAAAUGUUUGUACAUAAAACUGUAGAAUAUUUCUGUUAAAAUAAACAGUUUGUGUGUCAUGUUA
Hypanus sabinus (Atlantic stingray) is the source of this 10379-nucleotide messenger RNA. It is a transcript of the gene gab3, whose product is annotated as GRB2 associated binding protein 3. Bases 1765 to 3582 code for a protein of 605 amino acids. The transcript has 10 exons. The record is from RefSeq and is a predicted model, not a curated record. Lineage: Eukaryota; Metazoa; Chordata; Chondrichthyes; Myliobatiformes; Dasyatidae.